GACCUCCACACAGACUUGAGAGUAAUGAAAGCUUGCCUUGCUUUCCCGAUCUUUACUGCAUAUCUUACUGCUUAUUAAAUAUUGAGUUAAAUGGGCCCAUUUAACAAUGCCUAGGCAUAUUCAACAACGGGAGCAAGCAAGUGUGAGAAAACAUUUAAUUUUUUCGUAAGUUUGUAUAAAACUCCAGUAAUACAUGAUAGUUUUCGAUUGGACACUAGUAAGUAACUAGUGUAAUAUGUCUAAUCCUAUCUUUGGUGCAGACUGAAUUCUACCAGUCAAGUUAGCAAUGUGACCACCAUGCUAGGUGGCUCGCCAUCACGGUGCACUGUGAAUUACCGAUUGCCUCCAACCGUCUGAUACCAGCAAUACAUAAUAAUCAUAAUGCUACUCAGCGACCACUUGCAUUCCUAUUUUCAGGUAGUGACCUACACCUCUGCGUGAGGACUGAUGAUACCACAUAUCCGCUGCAGCCUCUAUGGGUAGAGCAAGGUUCAAACCUAUAAAUCAGCAGCUAAAAGUCAAGUGCGAAGCCAACUGUCACAACUUCACUCGAUCAUACUCUACAGUUAAAUAUUCUAUGUGCAUACAUAAACAUUGCCAUACCAAAUGACUAAAUUCAACAGGCGUAUACUAUGCAGCAUUAAAAGUCAUGUAUUUGCUGUAAGGCAACGAAGUUGGUAAAAGUAAACAUUAAAAUAUAAAACGGACUAUGAAAAACUUUAUGGUGAUGUUAUGGACAAAAUAGUUAGUAGUAAGGGACUAAUUUAAAAUACAGGAAAUUAUAUUUAACUGUGAAUUUUAGAAUGAAGGUGCAGAACAAAUGGUGAAGAUAUAAAAAGAAAGCCGCAUGAUAUGUCAAAACUAGACAAAAAUUCGCUUGUAUGCGUUAGACAGCACACGCUGUUAAAAAUCCGAGUAGUUGCUGGUUGAUUUGAAGCUUUUGCGGAUGUUAAAUGUUUUGAACAAAGACUAUGAGAUGGUGAGUGACCUAUGCUCUUGCGAAACCAUUACGCAAAUACGAUAGCAGUAUUUUUCUAUACAUUUGCCAUCCAUCGUUUCGUUGUACGCUUAAUGUAUUUGCUGCAGAAAACACCAGCCGAUAGGUCCUCGGUACUUGGUAUUAUUGGUUUUUACACUUCACUUAAUCGUUCGCAUAAUGUUCUAUGCUGCAUAUACUGAGACUGUGCUUGCUUGCCUUACCGAGAGAUUUAACAUCUUUUGUCAUCUGAGUCUAAAGAUGAGAAAUUAAGUGAAAUAUGCUUCAUCUAAUGAUGUCCACUUCUGUGCUAAAUGAUAAUAUGGUGGCCACAUUGCAAACCUGACUGAUAGAAUUCAGUCUACAUCAAAGAUAGGACUAGACACGUAUCACUAGUUACUACUGUCCAAUAAAAAUACCCACUACAGUUCUAUGGGAGGUCAAUCGCGAGCCCGAAUAGCUUAGUGGUAACGUCUCUGACUGCAGCACUGGGUGACGUGGGCUCGAAUCUCAGAAAGGACAUGAGUUCCUUAAAGGUUGCAGAUACGCCUUGCUGACUGGUGAGUGCCAACUAGCACGAAACCUAGAUCCAAGGCUUCCUGCCGAUUACUUCCAACUGUCUGAUAAUAUGUUGUAUCAGUGAUACAGCAUUAUUAACUGGAUGGAGAUUUUAGCAUAAUAUUUCUCGUAAACAUAUAAAGGAUAUAAAUAGGUGACUAAUGUGUCUCAUUUAAUAUAUCUUAAGAUAUUCAUAGGAUGAUUGAACUGCAUAUGAAGCGUCAAAAUACCACUAAAAGUAGUGCUCACAUCGAAGAAGAUCGUGGAAAACUACGCAGUUUACUGGAAACUAAGUCAAAAUGUCAGUCUGUUAAGAUUGAGGAGAAAAAGUUCAAGAGAUCCCUGUUACGCAGGUUACGUCCGCGCAAAUCCAAAAGUCUUAUGAAAAAUCGUUCAGGCACCAAUGUGAAGAAAGGAAAAACUCUUAUGAAAAAUUUCCCGGAAGCAGGAAACGGAUUUUUCUGUUUACUCAGAGGAUUUCUAACACUUGAGGGUGAACGGAGAAAGCUGACUACACCUCAAAUAUGUGAAUAUGUUCGUGAAUGGCAACUGCAAAAUCAAAGAAAAUUAAGAAAGCUUGGUGGGGCCUACAGUUGGAUUGAUCGGGUAGAAAACUGGUCAUCAGUGACUUCACAUGCACUACAUUUUCUAACGGCUGAACAUGUACCGGAGAAUGUUGUGCACAAAAGUUCCCGUCGACUUAUAUGCCCAAGACCAUAUGUCGAUUUGAAGCCACGCAUUCACCAGUGGCGCUGGUUAUUAUGUCCUCCUUCAGGAGCAAAUGCAAAACUCGAGCGGGAAUGGACCAAUAAAUUUGAAACGGAAACAAAAGAAUUAUCUGGAUUAUUUACAGAUUGGCUUCGAGCACCACGUGGACUCGGUGGACUAACAGAUGCGAUUUUAUCCACUUCAAACUCCUCACUUGUAACUGGUAAGCGUAAGAAAAGACGCACGAAUGUUAAAUGUGAAAAUAAGAGUAAGCAGUGUUCUCAAGAAUCUGAUAGCAGCAGUCAUAAGUCAAAUGAAGUUGAUUCAGAGCUCGACGAAGAUCAAACAUGUUUACAAAUAGAUGAUGGUCAAAUUGAGUCUGAUGAGGUUGAAAAGAAAAGUAAAAACAAACAAGAAGUUAAGACAAAGGUUUCUAAAUCUUCACAACAACCAACACCUAAUGAAGAUGAUGAUAUACCUCCACCAUUAUUCCCAACAUCAUGGAAACUUCGUCCAUUUACUAAAGAAGAGAAAGCGAAAUUUCAAUUGCAGGAACUGGAACGUUUUUCACAGCCAUGGACGCCAUUUGUUUACCAGAUACAAGAUUAUUAUGCCACCGUUGGACCACUUCGUUCUGCUCCAAGCGCACUAAAUCAAGAUUUGGGAUCUCUUAAUUCAGGUCGUAAUUGGUCUGGCCAUUCUAAGGCUAGGGAUCAUCCUUUAUUAAAACCGGAUCGUCCUACAUAUGUUAGUUUGGCUGAAAUUGUUCGAGAUGCUGUGGCUUGUUUGCCCAAUGGAGAAGGAAGUCGUACAGAUAUCACUACACUUGUACAGAAUAGUAUCUUUUUGUUGCCGGAUAUCGAUCCGCGUAAGUUACAACAGUGCGUCAGUUCAGCUCUGGAUCGUUUGCAGGGUGAAAUAUCUGAUCCAUCUGUUUAUUUUAACAGCAGUCGUCGUAUCUGGAUCUAUCGUCAUAGAUGUCGAUCUUUUGAUGAAUUUGCUCAACUACAUGAAGCCAGAUGUGCUGUCAACGAAACUAAAAAAAUUAUCCAACGUGGUGGUGAUACAACGUCUGUUAACAGCACUAACAAAGUAGUUAGGCAUACUAAUAUACGUAAUACUGAAAAGCUUGCUGAAUACUCAAUUAAACCCAACAGUGUGCGAAAUAACACUUUGAAAAAUUCUGGACGUUAUCAACACAGUGGAGGAAGACAUAUUCAGUCAGGUUAUGUCAGUCGAGAUUAUGGAUAUAUGGAGGUCGGUGAUGAUCAUUCACUGAAUGAAAAUGAUGAUUAUAUUCCAGACAUUGAAGAAUUGGAAGCAGCUGAUGAAGACAAUAUGAUUGAUUAUAGUUGCACAUCGCCGGUUCCUUCAAUAAAUUCCAAUGGUGUAGGUGUUUGUGAUAUUGUUACCGCUGAUUAUGGUAGUGAGAAUGAUGAGGAUGAGGCUGAAGAGGAGGAGGAAGAGAAGGAGGAGGUGGUGGUGGAAGAGGAUGAAGAAGCGGAGGCGGAGGAGGAGGAGCAGGAGGACGACGAAUUGGACGAUGAUACUAUUUACAAACUGUAUUGUGAAAAUGAAAUUUUUAGUAGUUGGGAUAUUUCCACUGAUCCUGAAUUCACAAAAAAAUCAAAUCCCUUAGGUUCAUUUCAAUCGAGAUGUCCAACUUCAUUCAUCAAACAGAAUUUUCGUAAAUAAUUAAUAAUUAAAUAUAUGAAAUUAUAGUUCAUUCUGAGGAUUGUAUUCAACACUAGUUAUAUGAUGACAUCGUUUUAAUCCUGGUUAAAUUUUAUCCUAUUUUUCAGUUUUCCUUUACAUAAUAUAUAGCUAUGACUGCAUUUUCUAUAUGUAGAAUUCAUAAAUUGUUUUCAUAUCUAUUCAACUUACCGGUUCGUACAAUACUACCUCAGUAGACCAUCCUGGUUAAUAAUCCGGAGGUCAUUUGUUCAAUUCAUUUUAUCCCCAAUCGUCAUUCAUUUCGCCUAUGGCAGUCUGCCAAUCUCAUAAAUAAUCCUUGUUUUUGAAUGUUCGACCCCCCCCCCCCCACACACACACACUUUUUCUCCCAAUGUAUUGGCCCUAUUUCUCGAAAAACUUUUAAUAACUAACUGCCAGGCGCUUUUUUAAAUGUAGUGGUUGUAAUAAAUAUAGAUUA
This is a messenger RNA of Trichobilharzia szidati, 4394 nucleotides long. The record is from the annotation of a GenBank genome assembly. NCBI's taxonomy places the organism in Eukaryota, Metazoa, Platyhelminthes, Trematoda, Strigeidida, Schistosomatidae.